AUGGUGAGAGCAUUAAGAGAUAUAGCACUAUUCAACGACAUUAGGAAAGACCAAAACUCCACGGGGACCAAGCAUGAAAGGUAUAGCAUAAGAGAUCUUCGGGUUAAGAAAAACAUUCAUGGAAACGGCUUAGAUGACGAUGAGGAUGAUUCUCUGGAGAGAUUUAUAAGGAGAAAGAAAUCUAAAAGCAUAAAAUAUAUUCCCUCAUUGGCGGCCUAUAACGUUUUCAAUGAGUUUCCUUAUUAUCCUACAUCAUCUAGUCAAUUACAAGAGGGCAGGUUGGACGAAUUUAUCAUGCUAUCAGAGCAAUAUAAAAACAGGUUGCCCAAAAUACGUAAGCUAGGAUGGAACAGGUUCAAGCCAAUAGGCAUUAAUAAAACCAUGCAUGAUCUAGAAAUGUUACGAGUCCGAACACAAGCACAAAACGAAGAAAUGAAUAAUGAGGAAGACCUUAGGGAACAAGAUCUUAGGGAACAAGAUUUCAGAGAACACGGCUCUAUAGGGCAUGCAGUAUUGCCCCAUAUUCUACAGGAAAAUGAUGAUGAUACCGAUGAAGGUGUUACUGGUACUCAUAACGCUGUGAAUGAUGGUAUAACCAUGUUUACUCAUAACAGCGCUAAUAAUUCACAUGAAGUAAUUUCUGAGGAAGACGAGAUAUCUUAUGAUUACGAUGCAGAAUUUGAUCAUGUUGUAGAUGAGGAAGAGGACGAAGAAGCCGAAGUGCAGGAAGGAGGAAUAGAAGUCGAUAGGGAAAGGAUUGUUCCGGAUGACUUAUUAAUGAGGCCCACUUCAUUAUCACGCUCCUUACAACAAUUCGUGGAAGAGGUCCACCAUUUGGACCGAAAUCCAUACGAUAUCGACAGCGAUAAUGACGGAGAGGACUCAAAGAUAGAAGUAGGUACAAACCCCGACUUUGAAGACGAAGACGAAACCAGGAGAGAAGUAAGGGGGUAUGAUUAUAACAGUGAGUACGCUCAAGCGCCGGCUUCCUAUGGUGAGAUCACACCUGAUCUAGCGAGCAAUUGGAGAAAUUGGACCAGAGAAAGAAUAACUAGCUUAGAUGAACUAAUGGAAAGACGUGCCAGGCAACAACGGGGCGAAGACUAA
Molecule: messenger RNA, 1107 nt
Organism: Saccharomyces eubayanus
Lineage: Eukaryota; Fungi; Ascomycota; Saccharomycetes; Saccharomycetales; Saccharomycetaceae
Gene: MND2
Product: Mnd2p
Exons: 1
Coding region: 1-1107 (368 amino acids)
Biological process (GO): regulation of mitotic metaphase/anaphase transition; anaphase-promoting complex-dependent catabolic process
Cellular component (GO): anaphase-promoting complex
Source: RefSeq, a predicted model, not a curated record